Messenger RNA from Gadus macrocephalus (Pacific cod), 5892 nucleotides. RefSeq names its product synergin, gamma (gene synrg). Bases 219 to 4679 code for a protein of 1486 amino acids. Gene Ontology annotation, cellular component: clathrin coat of trans-Golgi network vesicle. Gene Ontology annotation, molecular function: protein binding. The record is from RefSeq and is a predicted model, not a curated record. The transcript has 24 exons. NCBI's taxonomy places the organism in Eukaryota, Metazoa, Chordata, Actinopteri, Gadiformes, Gadidae.
AGUGGAGGGACGGGGGACUGAGUGAGUGGCUUGGCUGGCCUCCAGCUAAACUCGGGCCCCCCAGCAGGGGGUGGGAGACCCCGCACGGUGGAGCUGGCUCUCAAAGGCCCUGAAAAGGCUCCCUUCGGGGGGGAGGGAGAGGGAGCGACGCCACAGCGGAGAGACUGACGAGAGCUUAUCGCCGGGCCGGCGGUGUCGACAGAGGUGAUGAACGCUUCAUGUAUCCGGUCGGAGGGGGAAUGAGACCCACUCAGGGCAUGAUGCCCAUGCAGCAACAGCAACAACAACAACAACAACAACAACAACAUCACCAGCAGCAGCAGCUGCAGCAACAACACCAACAGCAUCAACAACACCAACAACACCAACAACAACACCAACAACACCAACAACAUCAACAACAACAGCAGCAACAGCAGCAGCAGCAGCAUCAUCAGCAGCAUCAGCAGGGCUUCCCCAUGGUGCAGGUCAUGCAGCCCAACAUGCAGGGCAUGGUGGGGAUGAACUACGGGGGACAGAUGCCCCCAGGCGCGAUGCCCAUGCAGGGAGGCAUGCCGAUGGGGAUGCAGGCCCCAGGCAUGCAGUUCAUGGGCCAGGCUCAGUUCAUGGGCAUGCGGGCCCCGGGGCACCAGUACACAGCCGACAUGCAGAAACAGAUGGCCGAAGAGCAUCAGAAGCGUCUGGGGCAGCAGCAGCGCAUGCUGGAGGAGGACCGGAAGAGGCGGCAGUUUGAGGAGCAGAAGCAGAAGCUCCGGCUGCUCAGCAGCGUCAAGCCCAAGGUGGGCGGGGAGAAGAGCCGGGACGACGCCCUGGAGGCCAUCAAGGGGAACCUGGACGGCUUCAGCAGGGACGCCAAGAUGCACCCAACGCCCUCUGCGCAGACCAAGAAGCCAGACUCAUCGCCAUCUCACUCCACCGCCCUCCCCCACUCCCUCCCCCCCUCCCUCCCCCACUCCCUCCCCCCCGCCCUCCCCCCCGCCCCACCCGAUGACGACGAUGAGUUUAGUGACUUUAUUCAGGGGCCCAUAGACUCCUUCUCCUCUUCCUCCUCCACCUCAUCUUCCUCUACUACAACAUCCUUCCAGCACCACCUUCCCUCCCAGACCCAGGCCGCACCCUUCCCCCCCACCUCGUCCUCCCCGGCCCCCUCCCCCCUGCCCCCCGCUCAAACCUCUGCUGUCCAACUCGGCUCUCAAACUACGUUUCAAGGCCCGUCCCUGGAAGAGAAGCUCUUCUCCUCCUGUGACAUGAGCGCCGACAAGCGGGCGCAGGUUAGCUUCAGGGCCCCGGCGGCGCAGGCCCCGCGGGCCAAGGUCUCGGCCCGCUUCCGUCCCAGCGCCACGGCCUGCGACUGGGCCGCCGCUUCCGAGGACUUGAGCUCCGUCUUCACCGUACCGAGCAGCCCGCCGGAGGCCCCGGUGCCGCCGGCGCCAUCCGUGGCCGCCGCCCCCUCGCCGCAGGCCAGCCCCUUCCCUCGUGGGGGCGGGGACAGUGCUGGUGUGGGUGGGUAUCCACAACAAGAACACAUCCAGCCGGUGGUGCCAGGUUGGCUGUACAACGACAGCCUGAUCCCAGAGCUGUUCAAGAAGGUGCUGGAGUUCACCAUGACCCCGGCGGGGGUGGACACCAACAAGCUGUACCCCAUCCUGAUGUCCUCGGGCCUGCCCCGGGAGGCGCUGGGCCAGAUCUGGGCCGCCGCCAACCGCACCACGCCGGGCAUGCUGACCAAGGAGGAGCUGUACUCGGUGCUGGCGCUCAUUGGCGUCGCGCAGAGUGGCCUCCCAGCGAUGAACGUGGACAUCCUGAGUCAGUUCGCCUCUCCUCCGGUACCCAACCUCCCCGCCCUGGCCAUUGCCAUGGCGCCCGGCAUUCCCCAGCAUCAGCAGCCAAUGAUGGCUCCUCCCCCGGUAUCCAUGGCGAUGCCCACCCCUCCUCCACAGGUCAUGGGCAUGACAUCAUCGGCCCCGGCUCAGGCCCUGCCCAACCCCGGUUUCCUGGCCAGCUUCCCACCUGUACAGCAGGCGGCCAAGACAGACGACGAUGACUUCCAGGACUUCCAGGAGGCGCCCAAGCCAGGAGGUGGAGACACUUCCUUUGCUGACUUCAAGGGGGAGUCAGGCUCCAGUUUCCCAGCCGCAGGUGCAACUCAGCCCCAGAACAGUUCACCUCCCAUGCUGACCCCAGUAUCAGGAACCUCCUCCUCAUCGUCCUCGGACAAGUACGCGGUCUUCAAACAGCUCUCUGUGGAGCAGCCCGUGGAGGCCCCGCCCCCUCCCUCAGAUUCAGGUGACAAGUACAGUGUCUUCAGACAGCUGGAGCAGCCAGCUGACAAGAAAACAGCUGGGGACGGCUUCGCCGAUUUCAAGUCUGUCAGCGCUGACGACGGCUUCACAGACUUCAAAACGUCCGACAGCGUUUCACCCCUAGACCCUCCAGACCAGGCCAAGAUCUUCCAGCCCCCCUUCCCCCCCUCUUUCCCCACCUCCCACUCUCUGCAGCAACUCCCCCCACAACAGCCAGCUCCGCCCCCUCAGCCCCAGGCCCCGGGGGCCCCUCUCUCUCAGCCCAACAAGGCCCUCCACAUGGCCGACCUGGACCUCUUCUCCCCCCUCGGCCCCUCGGCCCCGGCCCCCGAGGCCAAGCCCUGCCCCUUCCCCGCCGUGUCCCUGCCCCCCUCCCUGGGGCUCCUCGGGGGCGGGGCCAAGCCCCCCUCCGGCGGAGGGGCCGAUGACUUUGGCGACUUCGCCCUGUUCGCCACCUCCUCCUCCUCCGCCUCCUCCUCCAUGCCCACCGCCGGCUCCUCCUCGUCCGACGCGGCCCCGGGCCCCGCCGCCCUCCUGGGCCGGGGGCCGUCCGCCUCCCAGGAUGACUUUGCCGACUUCAUGGCGUUCGGCAGCUCGGGGGCGGGGCCUAAGGGCGGGGACGGCGCCGUGGAGCAGCGAAGCGCGGAGGCGGCGGCGGCGGCGAUCGCGCAGCAGUGCCCCCCGCAGGGCCUGGACCGCUACGACGUGUUCAAGCAGCUGUCUCUGGAGGGCGGCCACGCCUACGACGACGCCCGGGACGCCUUCUGCGGGCUGCGCGGCGGCGGCGGCGGCGACACCUCCGCCGACGACUUCGCCGACUUCCAGUCCUCCAAGUUCUGCACGGCGCUGGGCGCGGCGGAGCGUAGCCUGGGCGGCGACAAGAUGGCGGCCUUCAAGCAGACCAAGGAGGACUGCGCGUCGGUCAAGUCGCUGGACCUGCCGUCGCUGGGCGGCAGCAGCGGGGGCCGGGAGGACUCGGAGGACGCGCUGUCGGUGCAGCUGGACAUGAAGCUGUCGGACAUGGGCGGCGACCUCAAGCACGUGAUGUCGGACAGCUCGCUGGACCUGCCCGGCCUGGCCGCCCACCAGCCCCCCGCCGCAGAAGGCGACGACAUGAAAUUUGACCCUUUCGGCACUUCCACCGGCAGUGUAGCCAGCUAUGAUUGGUCAGACAGAGAGGAGGGCGUGUCCGUCGAGGCCAGGAAGGCCCCGGGCUCCGACGGGUCCGCUCUGGCCCCGCCCCACUACGGGAGUGGGCUGACGUUCGGGAGCACGGAGAACCUCGCCCCCAACCUGACCACCACCACCACCGCCGCCUCCUCCACCUUCCCCCCCAAGGACGACGCCUCCUCUUCUGAGGGGAAGUUUGAGGCCUUUCCCGAGCCGAGCGGUGACCACGACGAUGACUUUGGAGACUUUGCCAGUACGGUGUCCGAUAAGUCCACGGCGGGAGUGGACGUUGGCCCCGAGGAGCCCCAAGGCGAGGCCUCCGAUGAGUUUGGGGCCUUCCAAGGAGAUAAGCCCAAGUUUGGCAAGUCCGACUUUCUCAAGGCCAGCUCUCAGACCAAGGUCAAGUCCAGUGAGGAGAUGAUCAAGAACGAGUUGGCGACCUUUGACCUGUGUGUCCAAGGGUCCCACAAGCGCAGCCACAGUCUGGGGGAGAAGGAGAUUGGCCGCUGCCCCCCUUCCCCCGCCCCGGAGCAGCCCUUCAGGGACCGCUCCAGCACCCUGAGCGAGAAGCCCGCCCUGCCCGUCAUCAGAGACAAGUACAAGGACCUGACCGGCGAGGUGGAGGAGAGCGAGCGGUAUGCGUACGAGUGGCAGCGGUGUCUGGAGAGCGCCCUGGAGGUCAUCACCAAAGCCAACAACACGCUGAACGGCAUCAGCAGCUCCUCCGUGUGCACCGAGGUCAUCCAGUCCGCCCAGGGCAUGGACUACCUCAUGGGCGUGGUGGAGGUGUACCGCGUGACGAGGCGGGUGGAGCUUGGCAUCAAGGCCACGGCGGUGUGCUGCGAGAAGCUGCAGCAGCUGCUGAAGGACGUCAGCCGCGUGUGGAACAACCUGGUGGGCUUCAUGUCGCUGGCCAACCUGGUGCCUGAGGAGAGCUCUCUAGACUUCUCCUGCUGCAUCCUCAGGCACGGCAUCAAGAACGCCAAAGAGAUAGCGUGCGGGGUGUGCCUGCUGAACGUGGACUCUCGGAGCAAGAAAAAAGAAGAAGGCACAAUCGGACGCCUGUUCAAACGAGCCUUCAACUCGGAGACGGACAACUUCAAGCUGCUCUACGGCGGCCACCAGUACCACGCCAGCUGCGCCAACUUCUGGAUCAACUGCGUGGAGCCCAAACCCCCGGGCCUCGUCCUCCCCGACUUGCUCUGAGCCCCCCCCCGGACUCUGGGGGGCCGCCGCCGCAGCCGCUGCUGCCAUGGCAACGGGGCCGUAGGGGUGAGAGAUGGGUGGGGAUGACAGUGAGGGGUGGUCUCGGCGCGGUUCGUCACUGACGCUGCGCUUGUCAACCUUGAGGGAGGUGGGGAGAGAGAGAGGGAGAGGAGAGAGGUGGGGAGAGAGAGAGGGAGAGGAGAGAGGUGGGGAGAGAGAGAGGGAGAGGAGAGAGGUGGGGAGAGAGAGGAGAGGAGGGAGGGAGGGAGAGAGAGAGAGAGGUGGGGAGAGAACUGAAGGAGCUCUGAAGUCACUGGAAUCUGUAUUUAUUCGCUACCCUCACACUCCCUCACCGAUUUGUUGAGGACCAUUAUGCAGUCGGAACCACAGCACUAUCGGGGUCUGCGUGUUCCAACAGGGUGUUUAAAUUCCCUCAAACGUAUUAAAAAGUCUACCCUGGCAGUAAUGAAGAUAUUCCCCGUUUUAUUUUGUCGUCCAUGUGAAGGUUUUCCAAUGAGACACUGAUGGUGCUUUGAGACAGGGAGGGGCAAACGUCAUUAGGACUUCCAUUAUUCUCACAGUUAUCUUGACGGGGCAAACAUGUGGAGUUAUGCCUCGUUAUUAGAAACCCGCAGAGGGGAGAUGGCUGAAUGAAUUAUUAACGCGUCGUUCCUUACUCCCAACUCCCCGUUCUGCUUUGUCUGUGCAAGGCACUUUAGGAUGGCCGGCCUGGUCUUGGGCCUUUGUGUCUCUUCAAUCUUUUAACCUUUUAUUUUUUGCCCGCAGAAACUAAUGGAUGGUCUCUUUUAAAGGAUUUUCAAGGGUAGGUCAUUUUGAUUCCUCAGUUUGUCUUUGAGACACAGUCUUAACAUCGCUGUGCCGAACAAACCAUUAACUACUACUGUAUGUGUUGUGUUGAACUGCCUGCGAUACCUUUUGCACUGUUGGGGAGUUUAUUGAAAAGUGUAUUGCAUAUUUAAACAGAGGUAAAAAGACAGUCAUUUAACUUAUUGCUGUUGUGUUUAUUUUUUUGUUGUUGGCUGUGUGCACCGCUGAUCAUGUUUUGUAUAUUCAGAUAUGAAGAAAUUAAGUGUAAACUUAAAUCGCGGCGACACUUUGCGUAAAAGCUAGCCUACUGCCGCAGUGUAUCUACAGUAAUGAACUGUGUUGUGAAGUGAAUCGAAAAUGUAAAUAAAUGCUUACAACUAAUUUA